Microthlaspi erraticum is the source of this 3210-nucleotide messenger RNA. NCBI's taxonomy places the organism in Eukaryota, Viridiplantae, Streptophyta, Magnoliopsida, Brassicales, Brassicaceae. The record is from the annotation of a GenBank genome assembly.
AUGGAGCGAUCGGAAGAUGAAUUGAUACGAAGAGCAGAGCCGGAGUCUUUGGUCUCCGUCACGGUCGGGAGGUUCAUGAGUACUCUGCUCUCUACUCGCCCUAAAAAGCUACGGGAGUCUAUUUCUCGUCUAUCUCCCGAUUCUCAAAAGGGUUCCUCUGGCUCAGUUGAUGAGGCUCUCUGGUUUCUGGAAAAGUGCGUUAGAGACGCUGCUGAGAGAAACGAAGCAAUGGGUGAAGUUCUUGUUCCAAUCAUCGAACACACGUUAAGGUUUCAGGAUUCUAAGCAUGGAAACCCAGCUAUGAUACUUCUGAAUUGGUUGUUUCAAGAUGAAAUUCGCUUUCAAGCCAUUUCGAGAAACCUUUCCAAAAUUAUUUCGAGGAAUGAAGAUAAGUUUUUAGCGCUCGGAUGGUGUUUACUUGUCCGUGGUCUUGUAGAAUCCGUGGAUAAUGGGGAUCAAAGUUUUUGGAAUGGAAUAUGGGAGAAACAUUCGAUUUUCGUGGAGAUUAUUACAUCUUGUGUGCCUCACUUGUUGAUAAUUGUACGCAAUGGAAGCGUUUUGCAGGAUGGAUAUGAGGUGCCAUCUCGACUAUCUGUUUCUGCAGCUGAUUGCUUGCUGUCAAUCACUGGAGCCUUAGCAAAGAAGGAUGAUACUCUGAAGCCAUCAACCAGUAUGGGAUCUCACCGACCGGUUGCUUUGAUACCUAAUGUUAGUGAGAAGAACAAAAAGCAGACUUCUCGACCUGAAGACUCAAACAGUGAGGAAAAUUGCUUACUGUGGAACCACCUGGAGGAGCUGAGACGCCUUGUACAGUGUCUCUUUGGUUGGAACAGAAAAACUCGAGUACUGCAUGCUAGGGGGUUAAGUCAAGUGCUGAAGUGGUUAGAGGUGUUAAAAGAGCAUCAUGGUGUCUCCCAAAAGGAGGCAGGCACGGGGGUACCUGCGGAUGGAGCUCGGCUGCUCUCUAAUUGUUGGAAGCAUUAUAGUGUCUUGCUCCACAUGGAAGAUCAGAAGUUUUCAAAGAUUAGCAAGGACUUGUUGGAGCAAUACUUGUCUGGUAUUAAGUGUUAUUCGGAAAGUAAUUCUCAGGGACGUUCUGACACCAAGACUGGUAGUAUAGAGACACAGAAGUUUUUCCUGAAUUGUUUAUGCCUUUUGUUGGGCCGCUUUGAGGGAAAGAAAUUUGAGAGCAUACUAUCAGGGUAUGGAAUGACGCUUGUGCCUUGUCUUCUAUAUCAGCUUCGCAGUAACAAUGAAGAGAUAUCAGAAGGAGUUGUUGCUAUAUUUAAAUCAGUUAUCUUUAAACUACAAUCUCAGUCCGGAGACGGCAUCUCUGAUACAAUGUGCAAGGACUUUGUUAUACCAUCGCUGCUUCUCCUUCUUGAUGAGAGAGAUGUCGCGGCCAAAGCUGCUAGUGUCCUCCUGGCAGACUUUUGUUACAAAAAUGCAGGAGAUAACGGUCUCAGUGAAGUUCUAAAACGCCUUGUUUCUGGAACUACUGUGCAGAGGCAAAAUUCUAUAGAUGUGAUAUCAGAACUAAUCCUCCUGGCAAAAGAUUCAUUCCCUUCUCAUAUACCCUGGAAAAAGAUUGCGGACUUGCUAUUAACGUGCCUUGGAGAUGAGGAAACUUAUAUCCGUAAACAAACUUCAGACUUGCUGAAGUCCAUUGAGCCAUCUUUCGUACUACCAGAUUUGGUAACACUCAUUUAUUCAACCAAUGGAAAAGUACAAUCAUCAGCUACAGAAACAUUGAUUGGGGUCCUUAAGGAUCAUAAGGAGGAUUCUGAUGUCAUAUGCAUGCUGCUGACCUGUCUAAGUGCUCAAGCUUUAGAUACUUCAGAAAGUAAUGGAAAUCCCAUAGAAGGUUCAACUUUUGACAGUGAUCGAGUGCUAAAGCUGAUCCCAGAGUGGGCUAGAAGUGUCCAAAACUGGAGCUCACUGAUUGGACCAUUGCUUGACAAGAUGUUUUUCGAGCCAUCCAAUGCCAUCAUGGUUAAGUUUCUUAGUUGCAUCAGUGAACAUUUGGCAGAUACAUCGGACAUGGUCCUUCUGCAUGUACUAUCACGUGUGAAGGAGCAAAACAAAAAAUUGGAGAAUUCGCUAUUUGAUCACCUUUGCCCACUGCUUAUAUUACGGCUGCUUCCCCAAAGAGUGUUUGAUAAUAUUGAUUCCUCUUCAAUUUAUGGUACAUUCCUCAGUGGAGACUCUGUGAAUGAGUAUCAAGACAUCAAGUUUGAGGAUUGUCAAUGCAUCGCUGCUUUCCUUUUGGAAAGGGCAUUUUCUAAGUUAGAAUUUGAAGAAGUUCGGAAACUCGCUGCCGAGCUUUGUGGACGUCUCCAUCCCCAGGUGCUAUUUCCAACUGUUUUGCUGCAUCUUGAAAAAGCCACAGAGUUGCAAGACAGCCUCAAGAUUAAAGCUUGCCUAUUCUCUAUAUGCACAUCCCUUGUGGUUCGGGGCUGGGAGUCUUUCUCACACAGUGCGAUACCUAAGAUCAGGAAAGUCCUGGAAAAUAUUUUGUUAUGGCCUUCUGAUGAGAACGAAAUUUCUAAAGUACAACAUGGAUGCAUAGAUUGUCUGGCAUUGAUGAUAUGCGCUGAACUACAACAUCUUGAAUCUUCAAAAGCAUCCAAAGGAGAAAAAAUACGUACAACAGUGAAGAAGGACACAUCUGGUGUUGAUGCGUCAAGUAAUUCUGUCCUAGAUUACACGAUCCACUGUUUAAUUGAAGACGGAAGUGAACAUUCAAUUGGGGAAAAGCGUCUUCCUGUUCAGUUUCGUCUAUGCAUGGCAAAUGUGCUCAUCAGUGCUACUCAAAAAGUCCCCGAGUCUGCCAAGAAGACUUUUGCUCAAAAAUCUAUUCCGCUUCUUGUUCGAUCCCUCAAGGUCAUAUCUGCGCCUGAGGUCCGUGCAGCUUGUAUCCAGGUCCUAUUCUCGGCCAAGUACCAUUUCAAGUCCACAAUUCUCCUCCCUUAUUCAUCCGAUCUGCUGAAACUUGCCCUGAGAUUCCUUGAACAAGGAUCCGAUAAGGAAAAGCUAGCGGGAGCAAAACUGAUGGCAUCACUCAUGGCGAGUGAAGAGGCGAUACUGGAGAGUAUAUCGGAGGGAUUGCUCGAAGCAAGAUCAGUUCUGUCCAAAGCAUCUUUGUCAGAUCCUUCUCCACACGUACGUGAAGUCUGUGCUAAGCUAUUGGCGUGCUUAAUGCCCUCGUGA